This is a messenger RNA of Guillardia theta CCMP2712, 787 nucleotides long. RefSeq lists its product as hypothetical. Bases 14 to 385 code for a protein of 123 amino acids. NCBI's taxonomy places the organism in Eukaryota, Cryptophyceae, Pyrenomonadales, Geminigeraceae. The transcript has 3 exons. The record is from RefSeq and is a predicted model, not a curated record.
UGCAGCGAGUGACAUGGCAGAGGCAGAGAGAGCGAACAAGUUGACCAUGCUGAAGCUGCGGCUGCAGCAAGUUCUGCUUCCCAUGGUCAGCUCGCAGUGCAAUCACAUCUCAAGCAUCGUUCAGACUUACGAGGCUCGCAAGCCGUCGAGCGCGGGCACGGCGGAGGUCACGCCUGUCAGAAAGCUGAAGAUGCAGCACAUGCUGAAGUUUAUGGAGGGACGACAACGAGAGAUCCGCGACCUGCUCAACCUCUGCAGCGAACUUGUGGAGCAGUCAGCUGGCGGAGCUGCUGAGACUGUCAGUCAAGCGGAUGACGCGGACGCGGUCUCUUCUGGUCUGCACAAGCGACACCCGCACGCGUCGGCAAAUCUUGAUGCUCAAUGAGCAGCCAUUAAAGCUAAGCUCAACGAGUUAAGCUCAACGAGUUAAGCUGACCGAGUUAAGCACAACGAGUUAAGCUGACCGAGUUAAGCUCAACGAGUUAAGCUGACCGAGUUAAGCUCAAGGAGUUAAGCUGACCGAGUUAAGCUCAAGGAGUUAAGCUGACCGAGUUAAGCCCCCCCUCCUCCCUCAAGGGCUACUGCUGAGACUCUGCUGACCUUCGACUCUUUCACUGCCACAAGGAUCAGUCAGCCGCUGUAAAACUCUUUCCCUCCAGCGUAGAGUCGAUGGAUGCUGUGGCAGAAGAGUACGCUGGUAGUACGGAUUUAAAGCAGGAACAAGCUAAACGCUUUGUUUUGCUUGAGGCACUUUUUACCUUCUGCCAGUAAAUCCGUACAACCGUGG